GUAGUGCGUCGCGUUCCCGUGAUCCCUCGCGCCUGAACGUGUUUGUGCCGUAGAGCUUCAUCAUGGCUAGCGACGGGCCGCCGGGCUCGGAAUCAAAUAUAGAUUUUAACACAUGGACUCACGGCGAGCUGCAGGCCAAACUGGCCGAGUUUGGUGCUCCUAAUAUGGGUCCCAGAGAGGAGCUCAUAGACAGGCUGAAAUCGUAUGCACAGUCUGGGAUGAUCUUAACCAAGCCGAACAUGUCAGGAGGAGAUGAAAAGGGCAUGACUACGAUGCCAGGUCUGCCGCCCAUGCCCCCGAUGCCCUCAAUGCCCCUUCCACCGGGCAUGAACAUGAUGCAGGCCAUGAAUAUGAUGGGCGGCCCUCCACCCAUCCACAUGGGCAUGGAGCCGCCUGGCAUGAUGCAGCACGACGACAGAGGCGUGCAGGGUGAUUCCCGGGUGAUGGACGAGCAGAUGAAGGAACAGGAGCUUCUAGAGCAGCAGAAACGGGCUGCUGUGCUUCUGGAACACGAGAGGCAGCAGGAACUUGCUAAAGUCCAGCAGGGGGCGGCACCAGGCCCCAGAGGACCUGAACUGGGACCUCGACCCAACCUCCUGCCCCCCAUCCCCCCUCUCAGAGUUGGGACUCAAGGUGGCCCGGCCCCUCCAGGUGUUUCUGUGGUGCCCCAGUCUGCCAAUCAACGGCAGAAAGUCCCGCCCCCUCCAGGAGAGGAUGCCAGAGAGGCAUGGCAGGGUGAAGAUGUUGGCAUUGGGCCGAAGAUUCCUCAGGCUCUGGAGAAGAUCCUGCAGCUGAAGGAAAUGAGGCAGGAGCAGCUCAGUGUCGCCCCUACAGAGGAGGAAGAUGAUGAUGAAGAGUCAGCAGAGAUGGACAUGAACAAUUCCUCUGCCCGUGGAUACUCAGAUGAGGAUGAUGAAAGCGGUCUUUCUAAAAAAGAAAAGAACCGCAAGCGCAGGAACAGAAAGAAGAAGAACAAGAAGAAGAAACGGGAGCAGGAGAAGGAGCAGGAGGAGGAGAGGAAGAAAGAGGAGGGCCGUGAGAAGGAGCCCGAGGUGGAGAUUGAAUAUGUGACGGAGGAGCCCGCCAUCUACGACCCCAACUUCAUCUUCUUUAAGAGGAUCUUUGAGGCUUUCAAGCUGACAGAUGAUGUGAAAAAGGAGAAGGAAAAAGAGCCGGAGAAGCCAGAAAAGCCAGAAAUUCUUUCCUUUAAGAAGAAGGGGUUCGAGCUGGAGAAGAAAGACAGUGAUGACAGUGAUGAGGAAACCAAGAAGGACUUGCCCAAACUGUCCAAAAAGAAACUGAGGAGGAUGAACAGAUUGACAGUGGCGGAGCUCAAACAGCUUGUAGCCCGUCCUGACGUGGUGGAGAUGCACGACGUGACUGCGCAGGAGCCCAAGCUGCUGGUUCACCUGAAGGCUACCAGGAACACUGUGCCCGUGCCGCGUCACUGGUGCUUCAAGAGAAAGUACCUGCAGGGGAAGAGAGGCAUAGAGAAACCUCCGUUUGAGCUGCCCGAGUUCAUCAGGAGAACCGGCAUCCAGGAGAUGAGAGAAGCCCUGCAGGAAAAGGAAGAUGCCAAAACCAUGAAGACCAAAAUGAGAGAGAAAGUUCGGCCCAAGAUGGGGAAAAUCGACAUCGACUACCAGAAGCUGCAUGAUGCCUUCUUCAAAUGGCAGAUCAAACCGAAGCUCACGAUACACGGGGACCUGUACUAUGAGGGAAAGGAGUUUGAGACUAGGCUGAAGGAGAAAAAACCAGGUGAUCUGUCCGAUGAGCUGAGGGUUGCUCUCGGGAUGCCCACAGGACCUAACUCUCAUAAAGUUCCUCCGCCGUGGCUGAUUGCCAUGCAGAGAUAUGGACCUCCACCCUCCUACCCCAACCUGAAGAUCCCUGGCCUCAACGCCCCCAUUCCUGAGAGCUGUUCGUUCGGGUAUCAUGCUGGCGGGUGGGGAAAACCUCCUGUGGAUGAAACAGGAAAACCGCUGUACGGAGAUGUGUUCGGAACCAACUCCAUAGACUUCCAGGCCAAAGCAGAGGAAGAGGAAGUAGACCGAACCCCGUGGGGUGAACUGGAGCCAUCUGAUGAGGAAUCAUCUGAGGAGGAAGAGGAGGAGGAGAGCGACGAGGACAAACCAGAUGAAACGGGUUUCUUCACACCUGCAGACAGCGGUUUGAUCACUCCGGGUGGCUUCUCCUCUGUUCCUGCCGGCAUGGAAACUCCAGAGCUCAUUGAGCUCAGGAAGAAGAAGAUCGAAGAGAUCAUGGACGGGAACGAGACGCCUCAGCUGUUCACAGUGCUUCCGGAGAGGAGAACAGGACCGGUCGGGGCUGCUAUGAUGGCUUCCACACACAUCUACGACAUGACUGCGGCGGUGACGAGCCGUAAGGGCGGAGUCUCGGCGCUGGGCGGAGACUCUCAGGCUGUGGAAGUGGCUCUGGCUCCAGAGGAGCUGGAGUUGGACCCCAUGGCCAUGACACAGAAGUACGAGGAGCACGUCAGGGAGCAGCAGGCGCAGGUGGAGAAAGAAGACUUCAGCGACAUGGUGGCUGAACACGCGGCUAAACAGAAGCAAAAGAAGCGCAAGGCACAGCCGCAGGAUACACGCUCUGGAGCAAAGAAGUACAAAGAGUUCAAGUUUUAGCCCUGCCGAGAGCCGUGGGGGACCAGCGAUACUCAUCCUUCAUUUCUUAUUCUUUUUAUCUGCUGAUAUUGUGUAGAAGCACACUUGUGUUUGUACGUAACAUUACAGUGAGUGGAGUUUUUCAUUUAUGCUCAAUGUUUUUGUAAAUAAAAUGGCAGUCCAUGACAA
Megalobrama amblycephala (Wuchang bream) is the source of this 2810-nucleotide messenger RNA. RefSeq names its product splicing factor 3b, subunit 2 (gene sf3b2). The record is from RefSeq and is a predicted model, not a curated record. Bases 63 to 2642 code for a protein of 859 amino acids. NCBI's taxonomy places the organism in Eukaryota, Metazoa, Chordata, Actinopteri, Cypriniformes, Xenocyprididae. Gene Ontology annotation, biological process: mRNA splicing, via spliceosome. Gene Ontology annotation, cellular component: U2-type spliceosomal complex; precatalytic spliceosome; nucleus. The transcript is spliced from 22 exons.